Molecule: messenger RNA, 2057 nt
Organism: Gossypium raimondii (Peruvian cotton)
Lineage: Eukaryota; Viridiplantae; Streptophyta; Magnoliopsida; Malvales; Malvaceae
Product: pollen receptor-like kinase 3
Exons: 2
Coding region: 127-2001 (624 amino acids)
Biological process (GO): protein phosphorylation
Molecular function (GO): protein binding; ATP binding; protein kinase activity
Source: RefSeq, a predicted model, not a curated record
UUACGAAAAACGGACGAACGGACGCUAUGAUGAUAACAAAGCCAAUACGAAAAAUUUGCACAACAAGAGCUCCCACCAUCAUACCACUAAAAAUACUUUGCCAAAAACCAUCCCCAGGCCUCAUUAAUGGCGGUGGCUAGGUUUUUCAGGCUAUUUCCCCUCUUGUUGUCGUCAUCUUUCGUCGUCCUAUCGCCAUUGGCAUCUUCUGCGUCGGAUUCCGAGGCCUUGUUGAGGCUCAAGGAAUCUUUAAUCAGUGCCGGUGCUCUUGAUUCUUGGGUGCCAGGCUCCAACCCUUGCAAUGGUUCCCAAGGAACUUGGGAAGGAUUGCGUUGCUCCAAUGGCGUCGUCACGGGUUUGCGUCUCGAAGGGAUGGGAUUAUCGGGGUAUAUCGAUGUCGAAGCGUUGGUUGAGAUCCAGGGUUUGCGUGUUUUCAGUGUUGCUAACAAUUCUUUCACCGACGUCAUUCCCGAAAUCAAUCGUUUGGGUAGUUUGAAGGUAUUGUUCUUGUCGAUGAAUCAAUUUUCGGGUGUGAUUCCGUCCGAGUAUUUUGACAACAUGGGUUCGCUGAAGAAAGUUUGGUUAUCAAACAACAAAUUUACGGGGAACAUUCCAGUUUCAUUGUCUCGUUUGUCUCGUCUCACUGACUUGCAUCUAGAAAACAAUCAAUUUGGUGGACAAAUUCCGGCUUUUGAUAACCCAACUUUGAAGUACAUCAAUGUAUCAAACAACCAACUCGAAGGUGAGAUUCCUUCUAGUUUGUCGAAAUUCAAUGCAGAUUCGUUCGCGGGGAAUCCGGGACUUUGCGGAGAACAGGUCGGCGUUGAGUGUAGCAAGGCAGACCAGCCAACUCCAAAUGAUACUUCCAAAACCAUUGUUGCUGCAUUGAUUACGUUAGGAGCCGUUCUAUUUAUCGCGGUUAUAUUCUUUGCGUUUCGAUGGAGGAAAAAGAAGCAACAAAACGAUUUAAAGGAGCUAAAAACCGGAAACUCUAAUGACGCAGUGGAGGUGCCGGUUUCCGUUAUAACUGAUAAAAAAGAAGAAAGCGUAAAGAGUGCAUGCUCGACCCGCAAAGAUUCUAAUCCUCGAAGGCUCAGCACUGUAACAGAACUAGUCAUGGUGAACGAUGAAAAGGGUGUUAUUGGGUUGCCAGAUUUGUUGAAAUCCGCGGCGGAAGUGCUCGGAAAUGGAUCGUUGGGGUCUUCUUAUAAGGUUAAGAUGACGAAUGGAGUGGCAUUGGUGGUGAAAAGGAUGCGCCAAAUGAAUGCAUUAGGGAAUGAUGCGUUUGAUGCAGAAGUUAGAAAGCUCGGAAAUCUACGACACCCUAAUGUUUUGCCACCUUUAGCUUACCAUUACCGUAAAGAAGAAAAGCUUUUUGUCUACGAGUACUUUUCUAAAGGCAGUUUGUUUUACCAAUUGCAUGGUGAUGGUGGGAAAUCUGGUGGUGAACUUGAUUGGCCUACCAGAGUGAAGAUUGUGCGAGGAAUAGCGGAGGGACUCGAUUAUCUCCACAAGGAAUUUCCUUUACGUGACGUGCCUCACGGUAAUCUCAAAUCAAGCAAUGUUCUACUCGGCCCCGAUAAUCAUCCAUUUCUCUCGGACUAUGGAUUUCACCCAUUAGUAAACAUCGACGGUUUACAGGCCCUAUGUGCUUAUAAAACCCCAGAAGCCGUGCAACAAAAAACAGUAUCUCCUAAAAGUGAUGUAUAUUGCCUAGGAAUCAUAAUUCUGGAGAUCCUCACAGGAGAAAUCCCUUGCCAGUGUCUUAACGAUAGCAAAGGCGGAACUGAUAUAGUCCAAUGGGUGGCGUCCGCAUUUUCAGAAGGGAGACAGGCUGAGUUGCUUGAUACAGGGAUGGAGGGGUGCCGAAAUUCAGUGGGCAGCAUGGAGAAGCUCCUUCGUGUAGGCGCACUUUGCACUGAAACUAGUCCCGAGAAGCGAUUAGACAUUAAAGAAACCAUUAGAAUGAUAGAGGAGAUACAAGUAGAAGGAAGCGUAGAGUGAGUUUUGGAUUUUGUGAUUUGAACUUAGUAUAUAAUUCUGAACGGAGAUUGAGUUGC